Messenger RNA from Carlito syrichta (Philippine tarsier), 3164 nucleotides. RefSeq names its product proline and serine rich 1 (gene PROSER1). The coding region runs from base 17 to 1951 and encodes 644 amino acids. The record is from RefSeq and is a predicted model, not a curated record. The transcript is spliced from 14 exons. Lineage: Eukaryota; Metazoa; Chordata; Mammalia; Primates; Tarsiidae.
CAGGGCCGCGGCCAGAAUGGACAAGAAGUCCUUCGAGACGGUGCUGGACGAGAUCCGGAAGGCUGUUUUGACAGAAUACAAAUUAAAAGCAAUUGAAUAUGUACAUGGAUACUUCUCUAGUGAACAGGUGGUGGAUUUGCUGAGAUAUUUUUCCUGGGCUGAGCCGCAAUUGAAGGCAAUGAAGGCAUUACAGCAUAAAAUGGUGGCUGUUCACCCAGCAGAAGUGGUCAAUAUACUCAACUGUUUUACUUUCAGUAAAGACAAACUAGUUGCUCUUGAACUGUUAGCUUCAAACAUUGUUGAUGCACAGAAUUCUCGUCCUAUUGAAGAUUUAUUCCGAAUAAACAUGUCUGAGAAGAAACGGUGCAAGAGAGUACUUGAACAGGCUUUCAAGGGAGGCUGCAAAGCUCCUCAUGCUAUGAUAUCUUCUUGUGGAACGAUUCCAGGAAAUCCAUAUCCCAAAGGAAAACCUAGUCGCAUAAAUGGAAUUUUCCCAGGAACCCCUUUGAAAAAAGAUGGUGAAGAAUGUACCAAUGAAGGCAAAGGAAUAGCUGCACGAAUUCUUGGACCAUCUAAACCACCUCCUUCAACAUACAAUCCACAUAAGCCUGUUCCUUAUCCAAUACCUCCGUGUCGGCCACAUGCAACUAUUGCACCAAGUGCUUACAACAAUGCAGGUCUGGUACCAUUGGCCAAUGUCAUUGCUCCCGGAGUGCCCCCUCCACCACCAUAUACGCCUAAUCCUGUGGGACCAGAGAAUGAAGACCUUUCCAAUCAGUCAAAACCUAUACAGAAUCAGACAUUUUCCGCCCCAGCAAGUCAGCUCUUUUCUCCUCAUGGUUCUAACCCUUCAACACCUGCUGCAACUCCAGUCCCCACCGCGUCCCCGGUGAAGACCACGAGUCAUCCAGCGGCAUCAGCAGCUGCCCCCGCUUCUGGAAUGAACCUGGCGAGUCCCGUCCUCCCGGUGUUCCCAGGGCAGGUCUCGGCUGUUCCCACGCCUCAGCCAGCGGCGCCCAACCCCACGGUGAUCCGAGCGCCCGUGUUGCCGGCUGCACCUGGCACGUCCGCCCACAGCGCGACUCCUGCUCCUGGGCCUGCGGUGUUUGCUGGCCUGGGGUCAUUGCCGGGUCCUGCUGCCGCCCUUGCCGCAGCCCCUCAGGCCGCGUCUACACCCCGGGUUUCUCUAGCUUCCAGUGAACCAUUUGCUUCCACUUGCGCGCCCUUCGCCAGCCUCUCCUUCUCCGCCAGCUCUCCGGCUGCUUCCACCAACAACCCAAACACCUCAUCGCUGUCAUCGGUGUUUGCAGGCCUCCCCCUACCCUUGCCGCCCGCAUCCCAAGGCGCGUCCAACCCGUCGGCCUCCGUGGUCGCCGGCGGCUCCGCGCCUGGUGUGGCCGGCCCGCUCGGGGUCAGCAGCCCUCUGCUGUCUGCCUUGAAAGGCUUCCUGGCAUCCAGCGACCCCGGUUUGAUCAGCUCGUCCGCGUUGCCCUCCGCUGUCCCGAGUGGGCUGGCUUCGUUGGCUUCUCUUCCGGGCCAGGGCUCGGACGCUCCCGCGCCCGCCCCCAAGUGCUACGCCCCGCCGCGCCCUGCCACCCCGGGGCUGGCGGUGUUCCCUGGCCUGCCGGAUGGCAGAACGUGUCGCGUGCAGAACCCGGACCUGCUGGGUUCGGGAUAUUUGUCAUCCGGACUCCAAGCUGCAAGCAGCUCUGUUUUUUCGGGCCUUUUGUCCCUCCCAGGUAUUCCCGGGUUUUCGCAGAACCCUUCGCAGUCGUCCUUGCAAGAGCUGCAGCACAACGCGGCUGCACAGUCGGCCUUGUUACAGCAGGUCCACUCAGCUUCAGCUCUGGAGAGCUAUGCGGCCCAGCCCGACGGCUUCCCGAGUUAUCCUUCGGCUCCAGGAACACCAUUUUCCUUGCAGCCAGGCCUGUCCCAAAGUGGGUGGCAGUGAAUAUCCCUUCCCUGCAUUCUCCUGCAGAGCGACGUCGGAAUUGCCCAAGGACUGCAGUGAGCAAUGUGGCACAUGUGAAGGUGGCCACAGUCAAAAACUGAGAAUGAGACUUGUCCUGGGGAAACUGAUGAGUUGGAAAAUCGUGGCGCAUUUUAUAAUCUGGUUUUAAGUAUGAGCCCUCCCCUGUGUAAAUAAGCUGAGAUAAGUUGUAUGGAGAAUGGCAUUUAAGAAGUAUUGGAGGACUUUUCACUUCCUGACCUAUGAAACUUUGAAUCAUGUUUGUGAUCUGCUUAGAAAGACUAUUAAAGAGGAGAUUGAACUCUCUAUAGCCGAAGACAGCCUUAAAUCUGGUCAUACAGCAUCCACAGACAGAAGUGAUAGCUGUGCCCCAGACAGGGGUUGCACGUGGCCCUGGGGGCUUACUGCCCUGGUAUGCAUGAGCGGUUCCUGUUAGCAGCCUGGAACUCAGCCCUCUGUCUUAUCCACUCAAGGGAACUGGAGACUCGCAGACAUGUUUCAUUCUUGUUGUUAUCAAUUAUAUAUACUGCUGAAUUUAACUCAAUGUAUUUCAGGUAAGUGAAAAGGGUGCCCCACGUAGUCUUUAGAAUGACUUUCAGGUGUUUUUGACUAAAGGUGUAAUCCGGAACUACUUUCCUACAGAAGUACAAGUGAGGCUUGCAAUACUUUGGUUUCAAAACAUUUGUCCUCGCUCAGCGGUAUCCAAGUGGGGAAUCACUUGGCUGACUCUUGGGCCACCUCUAUGCUCUUUAUGCUCUGGAAGCGCUUGGUGAAUGUUUACAAUCAUGGGAUGUGGCGUUUCUAUUUGUACUUAAAGUCAAAUGCUUAUCUGAAAUAAUUAUGUGACCGCAGAUAGAGAAGACUUGCUCUGUUAGUAGAUAGGCAGCGUACACUCUAUUUAAGGAUCCGUGGUAAUAGAAUACGAUUGAAUGUUACUAACUUAAGAAGAAGAACUGCCACGUUUGGGGGGAGGGAAGUAGGGAGGAUGAAUUCCAAUCCUGUGAUUACAAGUACAAACUAUAGAAUCUACUGUAGUACAUCUCAGCAUCUAGAAGUUUUAUAAAGAUGGUGUCUGGAAGAUGUUGCUAAUGUAUUUUCCUUCAACAUAGGAAACAAACUUUUUAAGUAUGUUAAUAAAUACUCCUGUAUGGAUAGUUUUUAACACUUUUUUAAAAUAAACUAUGCAUAUGACAAA